AUGAAGCAAGAUCGCGCGCAGGUGCAACUGCGCAGCGAGCGUUUCCCAUUUGUGGAAUGUAAACGCGUUGCAGCAGAUGAACCUUAUGUUAAGCCAUCGGGUUUAGGAGCACCUGAGCUCCAUCAGCAUCCGCCUAAAACAUCAAAAGCUGCACCUGUUGAUUCGUCUGCGAACCUAGGAACACUCCAGAGGUAUAUCGACGAUAGGCGCCACGAGUUGGCGAAAAAGCAGUGGCAGAUAUUCGAGCAAGAGCGGAAGCGCCUAGAAGAGUGGCAGCACGUGGAAUGCGACGAACGUUGCGCCAAGAAGGACGUCAUGGAUCAGAUUCAGAGCUGGGUGUACUUGGAGAACAAACAAAUAGAGGAGCGCCGGAGGCUGAGGUUGCAGCAGAAUAGCGACUUUGAGGACUUGAUCGCAUCCUGGGACGCUGCCCGCGAGGGAGUGCUGCGCCAGCACGAACCAUGGAGCGCCUCCGAAACAGGCCAGCGACGAUGA
Truncatella angustata is the source of this 495-nucleotide messenger RNA. RefSeq lists its product as uncharacterized. The coding region runs from base 1 to 495 and encodes 164 amino acids. The record is from RefSeq and is a predicted model, not a curated record. The transcript has 3 exons. Lineage: Eukaryota; Fungi; Ascomycota; Sordariomycetes; Amphisphaeriales; Sporocadaceae.